This is a messenger RNA of Nothoprocta perdicaria, 555 nucleotides long. It is a transcript of the gene CAPZA3, whose product is annotated as capping actin protein of muscle Z-line subunit alpha 3. Gene Ontology annotation, cellular component: F-actin capping protein complex; actin cortical patch. NCBI's taxonomy places the organism in Eukaryota, Metazoa, Chordata, Aves, Tinamiformes, Tinamidae. Gene Ontology annotation, molecular function: actin filament binding. Gene Ontology annotation, biological process: barbed-end actin filament capping; actin cytoskeleton organization. The record is from RefSeq and is a predicted model, not a curated record.
AUGAGGGGGAACUGCGCCAAGGGCCUGGCUGCCAGUGUGAGCCGCCACUUCCCCUCUGGCAACAGCUGCGUCUUCCAGAAAAGCGCGAGGAAUGCGCAGGUCUUUGUGGCCUCUGUGGAGGCUCACCAGUAUGAGCCUUCAGGAUGCUGGAAUGGCCUCUGGAAAUCCAACUGGACUCUUGCUCUCACUUCCAUCACCAUGCAGGUGACAGGGCUCUUCCUCGUGCAGAUGCACUAUGUCCAGUGUGCCAACCUCCACAUCACGACCAGAAAAUCAAUGAGCAAACCACUCAACAUGACCGAUUGAAGUCAGCUCGCCACAAAAUUUGUGAAGUUCAUCAAGGUAGAGGACAACAAGCUGCACAUGGGCAUCCUGGAAAACAUGUGGGUCUUGUCAGAGUGCAUAUAGGGGAAAACUCUGUGGAGAAAACUCCCUGUCACCCACACUUUUAUAAACUGGAACCGGCUGCUGAGCGAGCAGCGUCUGUAGGUGAAUGUCUCCAUCCCAGAAGUACCUUUAUGUCUAUUGAAAGCACUAUUUGAUAUAAUGGUCUAA